AGGCCCAACGGUUAAAGGAAGUUGGUCCGUUUGCUAGCAGCCGGCUAACUUGCUAAAAAAGUAAACAAGUCUGCGGAAUGAGAUGAAAUACUACCGCGGGACAAAAGUAGCUUUUCAACUAUGAAGGAGGACAAGGAAAACGCUCGGCCGAAGGAGAGAAAAGUGGAAAUAAAGUGUGAAGAUGGAGAAAAGACGGAGAAGUCGAAGGAAAAGAAAGAGGCCAUGACAAAGAUCGUGAUCAGACGACUACCACCAAGUCUGACCAAGGAGGAGCUGGAAGAGCAGCUACAACCUCUCCCAGAGGUGGACUACCUGGAGUUUUUCUCCAACGACACCAGCCUUUACCCUCACCUCUUUGCAAGGGCUUACAUAAACUUCAAAAAUCAAGAGGACAUAGUUCUCUUCAGAGAUCGAUUUGAUGGAUAUGUGUUCAUUGACAGCAGAGGUCAGGAGUAUCCUGCCAUUGUGGAGUUUGCACCUUUUCAAAAGACUGCCAAGAAAAGAAGCAAGAAAAAGGAUGCGAAAUGUGGAACAAUUGCUGAAGAUCCAGAUUACAAGAAGUUUCUUGAAUAUUACAACGGCGAUGACGAUAAGUUGGCAUCAACUCCUGAGACUCUGUUAGAGGAGAUUGAGGCAAAGUCAAAGGAACUUGUUGCUAAAAAAACAACCCCUCUACUGGACUUCCUGAAGAAUAAACAGAGAAUCAGGGAGGAAAAAAAAGAAGAGAGAAGAAGGAGGGAGCUUGAACGCAAACGUCUGCGUGACGAGGAGCGUCGUAAGUGGAGGGAGGAGGAGAGAAGGAAGCGCAAAGAGGCCGACAAGAUGAAGAGACUCGAGAAACCGCUGGAGAAAGAAAAGGACCAAGUGAAGGAGGAACCAAAGAUAAAGCUCCUGAAGAAGCCAGACCGAGGUGAUGAUGCUGAUUCUGAGAAGCCGAAGGAAAAGUCCAAGAAACCAGAGAGGCCGAAUAAGGAGGACAGAUCCACGGGGAGCUCUGAUCACAAGAGGCGUCAGCACAUUGAAAAUAAGGAAGAUCGAGGAAGAAAAGCAGAUGAAGAUGGGAGGAAAGAGUUCAGGGACCGCGACCCAGAUCGAGACAGAGAGCGUGAUCGAGAGCGGGAGAAGGAGCGCCGGCAGAAAGAGAAGGAGCGCAUCAGGCGACAGGACGAGGAUCGGCGGAGAAGGAGGGAACGGCAGGAUGGAGAGAACUCGUGCAGGAAACGGGAGGAGGAGGUUAAAAAAGAUAAAGAGCGUGCCUUAGAGAAGAAAAAGAGUGAAAACACAGGAGACUCUGCUCACUCUGAGAGACCGGAGAGACCCGCCAAAGACAACAAGAAGGAGGAGAGUGGUAAAAGAGAACGACUGCGAAAUAAGGACCGUCCUGCGAUUCAGCUGUACCAGCCAGGGGCCAGGAGCCGAAAUCGAGGUGGAGGAGGAGCCGAAUCCAACCCUGCCGACAGGAAGCCAGACACGGAGUCCCAGAAAGUGGCAGACAAGGGGGACGAUUGAGCAGAUUUCUACUUACGGCAUUUUAAGUUUGGUGAGGAGACAGGCCUGUGAGGCUCAGAGCAGCGCUGUGCCGCCGCAGGGCGACACCCACUGCAACUUAACCAGGGCUGCAUCCGGCUCUCCCAGUCUCGCAGGCAGAGAUGCGAUUGUGGAGCCUCUUAGUGCCUGAAUGUGACCCUCUUUAGUUUUAUUUGUUAGGAAAGGUAACGAUAACCUUUGGAAAGAGUUUGGCUGCAGGGUACAUCAGAUGGAGCCAAAGCUUUCUGGACCACGUGAACUCAAAGUGACCUUAUUUCAGUAUUGUUUCUCGGAUGUUAAGAGCUGUACAUGCUGCAAACAUGUUAGUCCAUAUCACAGCUGUUUCACUAACUUCACCAUGUCAACAUUGCCAAGCCCAACAUCAUUUUUUCUACACUGUCUUGAAGGACAUUUCUGUUGUUGCCAUUUUCAGUUUAAAGUGUACUCAUGGACAUUACAUCCUCCUCUGAGCAGGGAGUUUGACAACCCAAAUGUAUGUGCAGGACUUUUAUUCAAACUUUUCAUGAUCUGUAACCGUAAAACCGUCUCACGGACACAUCAGUCUGAACUCACCUAGUUUGGGAUCAUGUGUUUUGUUUAUACAGAGACUGAGGAGAAAUAGCCAUUCCUGACUAGACUGCCAUGUGACAGCCGCGCCUGCAUGCAGACUUUAAUCAGAGUGAUCGACCUGUGGCCUUCCCCCCUUUUUCUAAUCUGAAACUCCCCUCAAACAUUAAUGUGUGAUGCACUUAACUGAAUACAGCAUGAGAACACGUCACUGCUGGUGAUGCUAACGUACAAGAGCCGCUUUUGACUGGAAAUAAAAGAGGCCUUUGCUAA
Plectropomus leopardus (leopard coralgrouper) is the source of this 2367-nucleotide messenger RNA. RefSeq names its product UPF3B regulator of nonsense mediated mRNA decay (gene upf3b). The record is from RefSeq and is a predicted model, not a curated record. NCBI's taxonomy places the organism in Eukaryota, Metazoa, Chordata, Actinopteri, Perciformes, Serranidae. Gene Ontology annotation, molecular function: mRNA binding. Gene Ontology annotation, cellular component: cytoplasm; nucleolus. Gene Ontology annotation, biological process: positive regulation of translation; nuclear-transcribed mRNA catabolic process, nonsense-mediated decay.